UGCUCUAUUUAGAAAUAUUAUUAUGUGCUCUAUUUGGAAACUAUGGCCUCAGACAAGAAGAAACUCAAUAUCUUUCUCAACGACCUCCUAAAGUUGGGAUGUGUCAAGGGAUUCCAAUACUUUGCCACCCACCUGAGAGGUCGUGAGGAGAUGGUUGUGAGUGUCAUCAAUGAACCAUCUCUACCUAUCCUCCUAUCAGCCACCAACUCUCCAGCAGCUUCCUUUGCAAGCAAGGACCCAGGCUCUGUGUUCAUCAGUCAGAAGCGUCAGCGUCGACUCAGUGGAUAUGGGUUCAUCAAUGUUGGUCUCCCUCCAGCCAGUCCCAGUGGCUCUGAAGAUGAUGAGGAAAACUGUACACUCUUCUUGCUCGCUGGAUAUGCUCGGUACAGCUGUCCCUAUGUCUGGGUUCGAACCAACCACGAUCGCAUAGUGAGACUGAGCAGUGAGGACUGUCCAGAGAGAGAUUACCCUCUGGCCCUCAAGACCACCUCACAAUGGCAGCACACAGACGUGUGUGUGGUGGAUGUAGUAGCUGAGUUGGUGAGGAUCUGUACUGUGCCCUGCCCGCCCAACCCUUUUGCUGUGGAUAUGGAUUACUUUGCUGCUCUUCCUGCUUCAGAGAGGAUCCUUGCAUCGGCUGCCAUGAUCAGUCUACUACAGCAAAUACUCUCCACAGGGUCACACUCGUAUGACAGAAGAGUCGCUGCUGAUCUGGGCAGAGUGGGACAGGCCCAUUUCCAGGCUCUCUUGGAAGUGGUUCAGACUGAAUCUCCACAAAGACCCUCAUCAUUAAAUCAAUCAACCAUUUCAUCAUAAACACAAUCAAUAACUUUGUGUUGUGCGGCCCAACCAACCUUAGAGGAGACAGUUCUAAUAUUUCCAUUAA
Molecule: messenger RNA, 886 nt
Organism: Halichondria panicea
Lineage: Eukaryota; Metazoa; Porifera; Demospongiae; Suberitida; Halichondriidae
Exons: 6
Coding region: 43-816 (257 amino acids)
Source: RefSeq, a predicted model, not a curated record